Molecule: messenger RNA, 2101 nt
Organism: Hemiscyllium ocellatum (epaulette shark)
Lineage: Eukaryota; Metazoa; Chordata; Chondrichthyes; Orectolobiformes; Hemiscylliidae
Product: protein ABHD15-like
Exons: 2
Coding region: 750-2042 (430 amino acids)
Molecular function (GO): monoacylglycerol lipase activity; short-chain carboxylesterase activity
Source: RefSeq, a predicted model, not a curated record
GAUUCUGAAAGCGAAAGGGUUUUUUUUUUGGCGGGGAGGAGACACACUUUCCAAAGGAAAACUCGCACCGAUCGAGAAGCUCGAGGGAAGAGGUCAAAAAUCCAAGAGGUGAACUGAUGAGGUCUUGGCGAUUUACACCCACAUCACACUCCCCCCCCCCCCACACACACACACACACACAUCCCUCCUCCAUUCCCAUCAAAGACAGCUCUCCAAAAACAAACCAGCGGUACGCAGUUUACACUCGAGAUCCUAAAGACAGACCCCCCCCCAAAUUUGGAUGAAUUUACGCAGAGAAAAGGAUAAAGAGAAAGAGCUGGAGUUUCGGACUUGGUUACAGUGUUCCGGAAUGACUGCAGAUCAUCCUAAGGCUGAAAGAACAGGUCACUAUCAAGUUAUCUUCAAAGAGGGGACUGAGGUGGGCGUUUGGACUGUGUGUUGCACUGUUGGUGAAUUCACCAUUCUGAAUUUAUCUCUCGGGAAUAGGUAAACAUUUUGCAGUCUUGGUGAGUUCACCAAUCUGAACUGAUCCUCCAGGAGAGGGGUGGAAGUUUGGACUGUGCACUCUAUGUGAAUUUACUAAUUUAAACCGAUCCUCCAGGAGAGGGGUGGAAGUUUGGACUGUGCAGUCUUGGUGAGUUCAUUAGUCUGAAUUGAUCCUGCAGGAGAGGGGUGGAAGUUGGGGCUGUGUGCCGCACUCUGGCGGUUUCAGCUCUUGCCCCAGUUGGUGAAGGGUGAAGGGCUGGGAAAUGUUGAUCUGGGACAUUGCUGUCUGGUUAUUGCUGGUCGCUUUGCUGCUCGGACUGUACUUCACCGUCACUUCAGCGACUCGGGAGGCAGGCGAGGAGGACAGCGUGCCGCAGCUGAUCUGCAAGCCUUCAGCUCUGGCCAGCUACCUGACACGGAACUGUAAGAGCUUCUGGCUGUUCCCGCGGGCGGGCUGGCCGCACUUGCAGAGCGUCUGCAGCGGCGUGUGGCCGGGAGCCGGGAGCCUGCACUUGGUGCGGGAGCACCUUCAGAUGUCGGACGGGGGUGUGAUCGCUCUGGACUGGGCUGUCCGCGGUGGUGGGGUGGGGGUGCUGGGAGACCGGGGCUCCCCCUCCCCGCUGCCUGUCCUGCUGCUGAUCCCCAACAGCCUGGGGGCGGUGAGCGGUCACUGCCGCCGCCUGCUGCGGCUCGCCCUCCGCCGGGGCUACCGGCCCCUGCUCUUCAACCGGCGCCUCCACAACGGGGUGCCGCUCACCAGCCGCCGCCUGCUGCCCCUCGGGGACCCCUCGGACCUGCGGGAGGCCGUCAGCUACAUCCGCUACAAGCACCCGCUCGCCCCUCUCUUCGCCGCCAGCGAGAGCAGCGGCUCGGCCUUGCUGCUGUCCUACCUGGGCGAGUGCGGCUCCUCCAGCCACAUCACGGCGGCCGCCUUCAUCUCCCCCAUCCUCCGGUGCCAGCAGUGGCUGGAGAGUGGGCCGAACGGCCUCUACCGCUGGUUCAUGUUGUGCUACCAGAAAACCAGCCUGAGCAGAUACGCCACUGUUCUUGGAGAAAUGAUAGAUACAGAGAAGUUAUUCAGAAGCUGCACUCUGAGAGAAUUGGAGGAAGCAUUGUUUUGUCAGUCAAAGCUCAGUAGUUUGAGCUGGGCUUCCUAUUGGGAGAAAAAUGAUCCAUUAAGGGAUGUGGAUGAGGUUGCAGUUCCUCUUCUGUGCAUCUGCAGCAAAGAUGACCCAUGCAGAGGCAAUCCAGAGGUUACAUUGCCUUUUGAGUUAUUUGAAACCAACCCCUAUUUCUUCCUUUUGUUGACCAAGCAUGGAGGACAUUGUGGCUUUUUAACUAGCAGCUGUUCCUCGUGGAGUCAUGAAGCUGUAUUGGAAUACUUUAAAUCAGUCAGUGACUUUUUUAGGACUGAAGAAAGGACAAAGCGUGUUUACAGAAGAAAAAUGUCAAUGGCAUCCCACAAAAGGAGGGGAGCUACUACUCACAAAAAAGAAUCUGUUUGUUCUCAUAAUAUUCGUGAGAUUUUUAAGUGGCAACGAUCAUAUACAAGAUGAAAGAAAUUGUCUCUUUGAUUAUCAAUCCUUAAAUAUACAGCAAAUGACUAAGCAUAGAA